AUGCAAUCACCAGACACUGCCACUGCCACUGCCACGGCCGCCUCCAUUGAGCCGGAGAAGAGGUACGACGAUUUUGCCAGGAACGACGAGGAUGACUUUUACGGACGCAACGGCGACGAUAACCGCGUGCACAAGCGGAUCUUGCUCCAGCGGUUCACCAUCUACAACUCCACCAAUACCAUCUACAUAGUCGGGAGCAACGCCAAGGAGUCCUUGUACCGGAUAAUGGAGAUUGGAAGGGACUCCGAGGACGAAACGCUGCUUUCUUUCAUUGAAGAUAAGAACUAUUUUUAUACGCGAAAGGAUGUCAUUGAGUUGCUCAAUUCUUUAAACGAUUCGAUAGAUGGGGGCAUUCACAAGUUGGCGCAUGGCUAUGGCUUGCUUGGCCUCAUAAGGUUCACCAAGGGGUACUAUUUAAGUCUAAUCACCAAAUGCUCCCAGGUUGCCAUUAUCGGGGGCCAUUAUAUUUAUCACAUCGACGAGACCAAGCUUGUGCCCUUGGGCACCAACUACAAGAAACCCGAGAAAUACAGCGAUGAGGAUAAGCUAUUGUCGAUAUUCAGGUAUAUGGACUUGGGCAAGACUUUUUAUUUCAGCUACAAUUACGACAUUACCAAUUCGUUGCAAACCAACAUCAUGCGGCACAAGAUGCGCAACCACGAUGACUCGGCUCAAUCUGGCAACAACAACAACAGCAGCAGCAGCGGCUGCUGCGGCUGCGGCAACAAUAAUGAGCUCUACCGCAGCUUUGAGCAUAACGAUAGGUUUGUGUGGAACAAUUUGCUUUUGCGGCCGCCGUUGCAGAAUGAAGACGUGGCAACGUACGAAUGGUUCCAGCCCAUCGUGCAUGGCUUUAUCGACCAGGCCAACAUCAGCAUCUACGGCAAAAAGUUUUACAUCACCAUCAUUGCGCGACGAUCGCACCACUUUGCCGGGGCCCGGUUCUUGAAACGGGGCACCAACAAUAUGGGCAAUGUGGCCAACGAGAUUGAGACCGAGCAGAUUGUCAGCGAUAUGUUGACGACGAGUUUCCACGAUACCAAGUACGGCAUGUACAACAACCCCAGAUACACCAGUUUUGUCCAGCACCGAGGCUCGAUCCCGUUGUACUGGACUCAAGACAUGAACAAAUUGCCCAAACCGCCGAUCAAGGUCAAUUUGCCCGACCCCUAUUAUCAGAGCUCGGCUCUCCAUUUCGAUAACUUGUUUUACCGGUACGGCUCGCCGGUGAUUAUAUUGAACUUGAUCAAACAGAAGGAGAAACAGCCGCGGGAGCUGAAGUUGAACGUGCAGUAUAUCAACUGCAUCAGGUACCUCAACCAAUUUCUCCCCCAGGAGAGUAAACUCCAGUAUCAUGCGUUUGACAUGUCGAAGCACUCGAAAAAGAACCUUGAUGUGAUUACCCCUUUGCAGGAUAUAGCCACUGAGGCCAUCGACCAAAUUGGCAUUUUCCACAACGGCACCACUUUGGCGCGGACCAAGUUGCAACUGGGGAUCAUUCGCACCAACUGUAUAGACUGCUUGGACCGGACCAACGCGGCGCAGUUUAUCAUUGGCAAAGAGGCCCUCACAAAGCAGUUGCAAAGUUUGAAAAUCAUCUCGCAGGACAAGACGCUCGAUUACGACUCGGACUUGAUCAACAUCUUGACGGAAAUAUUUCAUGACCAUGGCGAUACUAUCGCGAUACAAUACGGCGGAUCCAAUUUGGUCAACACCAUGGACUCGUACCGGCGGAUUAAUCAGUGGUCGUCGCACACGCGGGACAUGUUGAACAGUAUCAAGCGGAUGUACUCGAAUUCGUUUAUGGACACGAUACGGCAAGAGUCGAUCAAUCUCUUUUUGGGUAAUUACGAGUAUUCGCCUGAUAUGCCGAAACUUUGGGACUUGGCUAGUGACUUUGCGUUGCAUAAUGACUUGUCGAUUGAUUACAACUCGCGGGCCAAGAGGAGUUAUACGUGUUGGUACAACGAAAGAAACCUCGACCGGGGGAGAUUCAGAAUCGACGUGAAGCCAGAAACAAAAGGAGGCGAGGUGGAAGAUGAGCUCCCUAAAGUUACCGAUAUAAGCGACAAGUGGUUCAAUGAGUGCUACAUUCCUCGGAAGUACCAAUCAUUUGGCGAGAUUUUCCAAUACGGGAUGAACUCCAACUCGCGGUAUUUCCCACUGGGCGGAGUACAGGGACUCCAGGCCAACGGCGCCGGCAAAUUGGUUUGCUUCGAUUACAGUCCAUUUGAAAGCCGCAAGUUUCGCAAUGGCGAUAAGCGGGUUGGCGAGCAGGAAUUGUCGUAUCUCGAGCAUGACGAUAGCAGUGACAAUGUGGCGCAGGCCGACGAUUCGAUGACCAAGUACAAUCCCAAGAACAUCAAGAAUUUCCUAGCUUCGAAGAUUACGCUGAAGUUGAAGAAUAGGGAGUAUGCCGCGAUAGGGGCCUACUCGAGGGAUGGCAACUCGCCCAGCUCGCGCGAGAGCAACUCCAACGGUGGUGACGACAACGAACAAGAAAGAGGUGGAAGAGAACCAGAACGACAAGUAGAUGAUGAUGGCGAUGAUGAUGAAGUUGGGUGUUGGCGUUUUCGAGUCAGCGACGAAGACGCCAAACUAUACCAAGCGCAAUUCGACUGCAGUACAAUCAUGAACCAGAAAAGACAAAAAAUGCAAAAAGCAUCAUCCAACGUGUCCAUGUCCAGCACCACCAAACUCAAGCCCAAGGCGCAGGACCAGGAGAUGUAUAAUUUCUAUUGUAGCGAGCUAGUUACACGGAUACGCGAUGCCCACAAUGGCAACUACUUGGACAUGAAUCUUAUCCCAACUAGGGACUUGAAGAUGUAUGGGAGUUAUUGCCAUGAGUAUAAGGAGGAGAUCGACUUGAGCACCGACUUUGAAUACAUCUGA
Lodderomyces beijingensis is the source of this 2892-nucleotide messenger RNA. The record is from the annotation of a GenBank genome assembly. NCBI's taxonomy places the organism in Eukaryota, Fungi, Ascomycota, Pichiomycetes, Serinales, Debaryomycetaceae.